This is a messenger RNA of Bombus impatiens (common eastern bumble bee), 986 nucleotides long. Its product is annotated as dynein regulatory complex subunit 7-like. The transcript is spliced from 2 exons. Lineage: Eukaryota; Metazoa; Arthropoda; Insecta; Hymenoptera; Apidae. The record is from RefSeq and is a predicted model, not a curated record. The coding region runs from base 439 to 954 and encodes 171 amino acids. Gene Ontology annotation, cellular component: motile cilium. Gene Ontology annotation, biological process: flagellated sperm motility.
UAACGAGAAAUCCUUGUAAAUAUAGGCCACCUUGUAUCGCAGAGAAAAACUACACAGCACAUACGAUAAAAAAGUCUAUGCAUUAACCGCGAUUUUACUAAUUUAAUAAAUGUUGACGCGUGUGUAUUCUAAUCGUAACACCUAAUGUAUAAAACGCAACGAAAAGGUUACAACUGAUACGUCUAUCAUAUUUUUUUACAGUUGAUUCGUGGUUCAAACAUGCACGGAAGAUGCUGCCGCCUAUCGAGCAUUCUAAAAAUUACUGUAUACUGUAUAUGCGUAGAACACAUUGUUUUCAUAAGUUACCGUGGCAAUAAACAAUUCUUAAGGAACAGUUUGAAUCAUGACUACCUUAGAUACAAAUAAAUAACGAUAACAAGCUGAAGUAGUAACGGUGAAGUUAUUAACCUUACUUCUGCUCUAAAUCAUUUAUUUAUUAUGAAAUUACAAAUGACCGAAGAAGUCGAAUAUCACGAAAGUCACGAAAGUCAUGAAAGUUAUGAAAGUGUAUCAACUUAUUCGGAAGAGGAAGAUGAUAGGUCGAAGAAAGAAUCAACGUACGAAAGUCUUUUUGAAAUAACGCGGGAGCACAUACAGGAAGUGCAACAAGAAUUAUGUCUAAUCAAACUGUGUUGGCCCGAAGUUGACCGCACAAAAGAUCUCUACCUAAAAACACUUCCGAAUAGUUAUUGUAGUGUCAGCGAUAAAGAGAAGCUGCUCGCGUGGUACGCCGAAAAUUUUCGACAACAAUUUCACGUGAAAUAUCCAAAUCGAAAACCGCUAUUGCUAGCGUGCGAAAAUGAAUGCGGUGUGCAAAAAUUCGUAUCUACUACUAUCAGACGAAGUACACUGCCAUAUCCAGACCUGUACACGUGGCAGGGAUGCGGAAAAUUUGUCAGUGACUAUGUCGAAUACGAGCCUCUGGACAAAGCACUCAGUAUGGCAAGUAAUUAAAUGUAUUUUCCAGAAAAACGCCUUAUCUUAUA